Molecule: messenger RNA, 2244 nt
Organism: Protobothrops mucrosquamatus (brown spotted pit viper)
Lineage: Eukaryota; Metazoa; Chordata; Lepidosauria; Squamata; Viperidae
Gene: TELO2
Product: telomere maintenance 2
Exons: 17
Coding region: 1-2244 (747 amino acids)
Biological process (GO): telomere maintenance via telomerase; protein stabilization
Cellular component (GO): cytosol
Molecular function (GO): Hsp90 protein binding; telomeric repeat DNA binding
Source: RefSeq, a predicted model, not a curated record
AUGGAUCCUAACUUGCAUGAUGUUCGUCAUACAGUUAAAGAAGCAAUGGACACCCUAUGUUCUUCCAGAGAUAGUGCCCAGAUCCAGAAGACUUUGUGGACAAUCGGGAGGUAUCUGGAUCAAUCUGAAAAUCCACCCUCCAUAAAACAGAAGGAAGAAUUUACCAGCCAUCAUUUUACUGCCUUUGUUCAGUGUCUGCUCAGCAACCUGAGUCCUGAUUGGCCGGAACAAUUUCCAUCAGAGGAAGCCAAAGAACUGUGGGCUAGCUUUUUCAUGGAUGGACCAGCAGAUCAAUCUUUUAUGGUUCUACUAGAUGCUAUAAUUUCUGCAGACAGGCCGAGUUUUCGUCUGAAUAAAGCAGUUGAUACCCUGGAGCAAUUCUUACAGAAAUCGAGACUCUCUGCUUUAAUAUGGGAAAUCUGCAAGCAAUACACAGAAACUGGUUCCCCAGUUCUGCGCGAAACGAUUCUCAACAAAGUUGUAUGUUUACCUGAUCACUUAGGAAACAAACUCCAGGGAGACAACCGACCAGUCUUCUACCCUCAAAAUUAUUUUCCAUUGCUUGGCAUGGAAAUUGUCCAGGUGAUGGAAAGAAUUUCUGGUUCACUACGAGAUGGCUUGGAUUGUUCCAUCUCCUUUGUAUCUCAAAUGCUGGGAAAGGUCUGUGUGCAUGGAAGACAAAAAGAAAUCUUGAGCGUGUUGGUGCCUCACCUAACCGGUCGUACUCAGUCUGAUUGCAUCUGGCAGAGAAUCUGUUGGCGACUAUUUGAGAGCGUGCCGGAUCGCUGGAUGGAAGCAGUAGUCUGUGGCUUGGUCCAGGCAGUCCCAGGGCCGGCUGUGUUGUCGCGAUUGCUGGGGAAUUUGGUGGUGAAAAACAAGAAGGCCCAGUUUGUGAUUACACAAAAGAUGUUGCUGCUUCAGUACAGCUUUCCGACCAAGGUGCUGCAGACUCUCCUCGGCUACCUUGCCCUGGACACCACACGGCGUUCCUUACUGACCAAAAUCCUGAGAGAACUGCUGGAGACCUGGAGCAGCAGCAGCGCCGUGAAACACUCCCCAGCCGAGCAGCAGCUGUACAUUAGCAAGGCCAUCGUCCUCUGUCUCGCUCACCUGAAAGAAGAAGAAAUCUCAGCCAACCGACAAGAGCUACUAACCAGCCUGAUGGAGGGAAUGAAGUGCCACCUGGACAGUAAUUUGCCCCGGAUCCGUCGGAUGGGCAUGGCCGUAGCAGAAGGGGUCAGCGCCCGGAUAACGCCGGAAGGGCCCGCCUUGGUGUUUCAGUAUGAAGAAGACGAUGAGAUUAAAGAACUGAAAUCCUUGCUGACUCAGAGACUGGAAGAGACGUCGGACACUGAGCCCCCCAACCCUGGGGACAGCAGACCCAACAGGACAGCCAGCACAGAUCUACAUUCCAGUGUGACCCCACCAGACUUGGAUACAUCUGAAGACCCAGAAAAGGGAGUUGAUUCCGAACUGGAUAGCGAUGACGACCUGGUCCCUUAUGACAUGUCACAGGAUCAAGAGCUGAAGAAAACAAGAGCCCCCACCUACAUCAGGGACUGUUUUGAAAUUCUGACCGGACCCGAAGAUGCGGAAAAAUACGAAGCCGCCGUGGGUGUUCUGGAAACUCUGAUCCGGAGGGACACAGCCACCGCACAAGAGAUGAGUGUGGAACUGGCAAAAGUCUUGCUCCACUUGGAGGAGAAGAGCUACAUUGAAGGGUUCGUAGGACUUCGACAAGGUGCCUUGGUGGCUGUGACUGUCGCAGACCCCAUCCGAGUGGCCAAUUAUCUAACGUCAGAAUUCUACUCCCUGAAUUACAGUCUACGUCAACGUAUGGACAUCCUGGAUGUGCUGGCUGUGUCUGCCCAGGAACUGUCUCGGCCAGCUUCAUCUCCCUCAAAGCCAAAUGCCAGUCGUCCCAGUAUCCAAAUCAUCUCUCAUGACGCUUCUUCUCCAGACUGGAAGAAAGUGGUGGAUGAGAGGAUCAGAAGCAAGACUCGGAGAUUUGCAAAGGGUCGGUCCCAAGCAGAACAAUUGGGCACCCCUAACCAGUUUACUCCAGUUGCUGGCCAUUUCUUCUUCCCACUUCUUCGGAACUUUGACAGGCCUCUGACCACCUUUGACCUUUUGGGGGACGAUCACCUGGUGCUAGGUCGACUGGUGCACACGCUGGCGAUUCUCAUGUAUUUUGCUGUCAAUGCUGCGGUGAGAAGAAUGGAGAGCUUCCCUCGUGGGCUUUGA